AUGUCAGCCUCCAUAAGGUCGGGAUUGAAAGUCGUUUGUUUCAGAAAAUUACUGAUUCCACUGCAACAAGUACCAAGUCGAUGUUAUAAGAAAGGAUUAAGUAAAGACCUGAGAAUUCAAUAUAAAUCAAGAUUAACUGUUGGACCGGAACCUGACAGACAUAGAUCAGAGUUUAUUAAUUGGAAUUAUGACAGUGAAGUUUAUUCCUUUGGUAAAAGACUUGGUGAAGAUUUAAAUGAUGAUAUAUUAAAGAAGGUCUUUUUACACAGAUCUUACAUUGAAAGAGAGAAAAAGAAAAUACAAGAAUUAGGAAUUGCUGUUGGUACUUCAGGUCUUGAUGUAGAUCAUAAUGAACAAUUAGCCAAAUCAGGGGAACAACUAGCAAGUAAUUAUGUACUGAUAUAUCUAAGAAAUGCAUUUCCUAAUUAUUUUGAAGAAGGAAUCAGAUCUAUACAUGAAUAUUUAAUGUCUGAAGAUGUAUUAUGUAAUAUUGGUAGACAUCUUGGAAUACCUGAGUUAAUUAUGUGUGAUGAUUUUCCUCUAAGAGAAUCUACAAUAGUGACAACAUUAAUGGCUUUUAUAGGUGCAUUAGAGCAAGAAAAGGGUAAAGAGAGAGCUCAUUUAUUUGUCCGAGAUUUUAUUUUACCACAAUUAAUUGGCAAGGAUAUAAAUGAAAUGUGGAAUGUGGUUAACCCAAUGGGUUUAUUGACAGCAGUAUUACACUUUCAAAAACGUGGUUUGCCUGAACCAAGACUAUUAUGGGAAGGUGCCAGUUCAACUUUGAUGUCUGUUUAUCAUAUUGGUAUUUAUUCAGAUCAAAAACUUAUUGGUAAAGCACCUGGUGAAACUGCUCAGAUAGCUGAAGAAAUGGCUGCCCGUGAUGCUCUAAAACGACUUUGUCAGACACAGGAGAGCAGACCCGCACUAUUACUAGGAAAAUUAUCAGAGAAUUUAAAACUAGAUGAGAAGAAAGUGAAUAUUAGUGCUAAAGACAUAAUUGAACAAUUUUCACCCAAAGAGAGUACUGCUAGUACAUCAUCAAAGUCAAUAUUUGGUAUAUUUAAAGGAAAUCACAGUUUGAACAAGGUUUAACAGAAGAAUUUUGUCAGAUCAUGGAUGGCAGGAGUUUUAAUCCGUAGAAAAACAUAGCACAAAGCAUGAGUUUAUUGUACUCUGCAAGCUUUUCUACAUUCACAUACAUUUUGUAGAUUGAGAAUACAUGGAUAAUAAUCAAAUAGUUUGACCCGAAAACGAGGAAACCCAUCUUUAACAGGAUAAACAAAAUUUAUAGUAUUUAUAUUUUAUGUGGUAAAAAAAUAAUUAGAAAAC
Molecule: messenger RNA, 1329 nt
Organism: Lottia gigantea (owl limpet)
Lineage: Eukaryota; Metazoa; Mollusca; Gastropoda; Lottiidae
Exons: 10
Coding region: 1-1092 (363 amino acids)
Biological process (GO): rRNA processing; regulation of gene expression; primary miRNA processing
Cellular component (GO): nucleus
Molecular function (GO): ribonuclease III activity; double-stranded RNA binding
Source: RefSeq, a predicted model, not a curated record